Cladophialophora psammophila CBS 110553 is the source of this 1497-nucleotide messenger RNA. RefSeq lists its product as uncharacterized. The record is from RefSeq and is a predicted model, not a curated record. The transcript is spliced from 5 exons. The coding region runs from base 1 to 1497 and encodes 498 amino acids. NCBI's taxonomy places the organism in Eukaryota, Fungi, Ascomycota, Eurotiomycetes, Chaetothyriales, Herpotrichiellaceae. Gene Ontology annotation, molecular function: heme binding; oxidoreductase activity, acting on paired donors, with incorporation or reduction of molecular oxygen; monooxygenase activity.
AUGCUGUCGACAGCAAAAUUACAGCCGCAUCUUAGCGAUCACCCUUACCUUAUCGGUAUCGUCGGGCUUAGCAUAGGUUUGCUCGUGCUCCAGAUUGUUCAAUACUUGAGGAAUCCUCUGAGACACAUUCCUGGCCCGUGGCUGGCGAGAAUCUCUCGUCUGCCUCUGUUUGUUCAGUCUUUCACCGGCACGCGAGUUGGUUGGAUCAUCGAACAGCAUAAGCACUAUGGACCUGUCAUUCGCAUUGCCCCCAACAAAGUCUGUGUGGCCUCAAGCGAAGGAGUGAAAGCCAUCUACAGCAACAAGGCCAUCAAAUCAUCUGCGUACGAGGGGUUUAAGUAUCACGACGUGAAAAUGUGCAUCGGUCUGCGCGACGUUAAGUCAGCUCACACCCGUCGGAAGGGCCUGUUGCCAGCAUUUUCGCACCAGAAUUUGAUGGAAAUGGAGCCCGUCAUUAGAUUCCACUUGGAGAGGUUCCUCAAAUGGCUGGAGAAAUUUGAUCACACGAGAGAGUACGUUGAUUGCUUCAAGUGGUUUCGGUACUUGACAUUCGACGUCGUGGCCGAUAUUGCUUUUGGCCAGCAGAUUGGCAUGCUGGUUCAAGAAGACGACAACUUCAUCCGGCACGUCGAGUACAGAAACAAACGGAAUGGUCUAGCCGGACCUUUCCCGUUCAUAAUUCCACUCCUGAAGAUUUUGAACCCGGAGACCGCAAGAAACUGGAUCAAUGCUGAUGACGAAAUCGCUAAGUAUGCCAUUCGGGCACGGGAUGGCUGGUCUCGAGCAGAAAAGGACCAUCGACCCAGAGUCGACAUUCUCGCUCGCCUAGAGGAGGCUGCCGUGAAGAAUCCGAAGGAGGCGCUGUCACCGGAGGAAAUCAUCGCAGAGAUGAUGGAAAUCCUCAAUGCAGGCUCGGAUACCACGGCCAAUACCGCCAUGUUCGCAUCUUACGAACUCGCAACCCGGCCAGAUGUCCAGCAAAAGCUCUACGACGAGCUUUUGGAGGCUUUCCCUGAUGACUCGGAGCCGUUGACGUUUGCAAAACUAUCUCAACUACCGUUCCUCGACGGCGCCUGCCGGGAAGCGCUGCGAAUCCAUGCUCCCAUUCCGUCAUACUUGGAGCGACUCGCUCCCGAGGGUGGCCUGUCUAUCGAAGGCACCUUCAUACCAGAGGGCACCAUCGUUGGUAUGCAGGCUUAUACAAACCACCGGGAUCCCAGCGUCUACCCCGACCCUUUCAGAUUCUGGCCCGAGCGAUGGUUCAAUCCUUCGGCCGAGAUGAAACUGAAUUUCCUCCCCUUUUCUGCUGGACCGCGCUCUUGCAUUGGUUUGAACCUUGGAAACAUGCAGCUCCGAAUUCACCUAGGCCAUAUUUUCCGCAUGUACGAGGCCGUCUGCGCGCCCCAGACCACGCCCGAAGCCAUGUCCCACGUUGAAUUCUUCACUAUUCGGCCCAAAAAUGGCAAGUGUGAUUUGUAUUUCCGCAAAAGAAAAUGA